Trifolium pratense (red clover) is the source of this 975-nucleotide messenger RNA. RefSeq lists its product as uncharacterized. The record is from RefSeq and is a predicted model, not a curated record. Bases 1 to 975 code for a protein of 324 amino acids. Lineage: Eukaryota; Viridiplantae; Streptophyta; Magnoliopsida; Fabales; Fabaceae. Gene Ontology annotation, molecular function: catalytic activity. The transcript has a single exon.
AUGAAAAAAGAGAUAAGGAAGGAAGAAUUCAAAGGGAGCACCAAAAGAAGGUUAUCAAAUGAAGGUAGUUUCUCUAAACAUGAGAGGCUGGGGGGGAGUGCCAAGAGGAGGAGACUGAGUCAGUUGAUCAAAAGAGGCUCUUUUGAUCUUUGUAUGAUUCAAGAAACAAAGAGAAUGCAUUUUGAUGAUUCAAUUAUUCACAAUUUAUGGGGGCACCAAGAUGUUUUAUGGGUGGCUAAGGAAGCUAAUGGGUUAUCAGGGGGACUUUUAACAAUUUGGAACGUUAAUUUAUUCAAAUUGUUACAUACUUUCUUUGGAGAUGGUUUUAUGGGGCUUUGUGUUGAAUGGGAGGGUAUGAUUUUGAAUAUUGUCAAUGUGUAUUCCCCUUGUAGCUUGGCGGGAAAAAGAAAACUGUGGGAAGACCUGUUAAAUCUUAAACGUAGUAGUAGAGGUGAUUGGUGUAUGGGAGGCGAUUUCAAUGUUGUUCUUCAUCCUUCUGAAAGAAGAGGGUGUAGUGCUGAUAGACGUUUGGGGGAGAUUACUUAUUUCAGAGAGUUUGUGGAAGACAUGGACCUUGUCGACAUUCCAGUGUUGGGAAAGAAGUUUUCUUGGGUUAGCCCUGACGGUAAAGCUAUGAGUAGGCUUGAUCGUUUCUUGCUAUCAGAAGGUUUUGUGGAGAAGAGUGGUAUUAGUGGUCAAUGGAUUGGAGACCGUGACAUAUCUGAUCAUUGUCCAGUUUGGUUACUUUGUUCAUCUUGUGAUUGGGGUCCUAAACCUUUUAGGGUGGUAAAUGCUUGGUUGGAGCACCCUGAUUUCAAAAAUUUUGUGGAGUCAUCUUGGAAGAGUUUUAAUGUUGGCGGCAAGAAAGCUUAUGUCCUUAAAGAAAAACUAAAAUUAUUGAAGGAGAGCUUGAAGAAAUGGAACAAAGAUGUGUUUGGUAUUCUUGAUCUCAACAUAGACAAGACAGUUCACUAG